GUCUGAGUCUUUCAGACAAAAAGGUGGAUUUUUUGUUCGUCUCUUAGACUUUCAUUUAUCAAUGAAUCUUCUCGCAGUAUUAGUUUGUGUUUUAGUGCAAUCUGUGCUUGCUCAGAGGUAUCCGCAUCCGGUGUGCGCUCCUCACUUCCAGUAUGUCCAUCUAAAUUCAAAACUUGGCUGGGUGGGCCUUGGAUCAACAACAUAUUUGGAGUCUUCCUCACUACAUAACAUCACAUUGGAAGUGACUUAUGCGACUGUUGAAUUGGAGGAUUACUCAAAUUUGGGUGAAUUGGAGAUCACACAUUUUCAUCAGCUAAGAACAUUCAAAACUGAUGAAAGGCAAUGGAAUGUGCUAUAUAUUGUAAAGUUCUCCACUCAGAAUCCUAUUCCUGACGUCAUUAAAACUGUCUUAAAUGGUGUUACUCUUUGUGAGGAUAAAGAAAGAGCCUUAUCCUCUCAGAAGCCAGUACAUAUAAGACUUCAAUUAACCUACAAUGGCUUCACAAAUCAGCAGAAAUUUAUUGCAAAAGUUUUAACGGAACCUCAACAUACUUCUACAACUACAAAAGCUCCUCCAAGUGAAAAUCAAAUACUGGAGAUGUCUGGACCAUUUACAGUACGACAGUUGACCAAUAGAAAAGUUUUCCUCUCAAAAGAGUGGCUCAAUUGGUAUGAAGCCAAGGAAUUCUGCCAUAAUCACAAUUUGACACUAGCGACAAUCAGAUCAGAAAUGGAGGAUAAGGAAUUGAAUAAGUUUCACAGGGAUGCACUCCCAGGUGAUGGUGACAGAGGAUUUUGGAUAUGGAUUGGAGGCAGCAAAUUGACAGGAGAUUGGCUUUGGUUAGGCAAAGAUCCAAUAACUUACUUUAAUUGGGGUGUGGGUGAGCCAAAUAAUCAAUCAGACAAUGAAUCCUGCCUCAUGGUUUGGGUUAAAUACAACAAUGAUACGUGGAAUGAUAGCAUCUGCAAGGUAGCGUUGCCAUUUGUUUGUGAAAAGAGAAAUUAAUAAUAAAAUCUAUGAUAUUGAACAUGAA
Molecule: messenger RNA, 1034 nt
Organism: Lutzomyia longipalpis
Lineage: Eukaryota; Metazoa; Arthropoda; Insecta; Diptera; Psychodidae
Product: aggrecan core protein-like
Exons: 4
Coding region: 62-1006 (314 amino acids)
Biological process (GO): biological process involved in interspecies interaction between organisms
Cellular component (GO): external side of plasma membrane
Molecular function (GO): carbohydrate binding
Source: RefSeq, a predicted model, not a curated record